AAUGCUUUGGAACGAGGUUCUACCAGCAUGAGUGGCCGAAUUUGCUGAAACAAGGCCUAAGUAACUUUUGUAAGAGAAACUGCUUUGUCGAGGAAACAAUGGGUAGUUACUGUUGCAUCAAAGUUCUGUUUUUGUUUGUUUUUAAGUUGUCAUUAUUUCAAAGUGUGUUGUCAACUCAAAUUAGAGGUGUGCCAACAUCAAAGUUAUCAUUUUAUGACCCAUCAAAGGACUUCACUUGCUUAGAUGGAACUGUCACUCUGCCAUUCAGCUAUGUUAAUGAUGAUUAUUGCGACUGCCCAGAUGGAUCCGAUGAGCCAGGGACAUCUGCCUGUCCAAAUGGUAGGUUUACAUGCAAGAACCUUGGGCAUAUUCAAUUAGAACUUCAAUCAGGAAGAGUUAAUGAUGGAGUCUGUGAUUGCUGCGAUGGAACAGAUGAGUAUGACAGUGAUGCCACUUGUUCUAAUAUUUGCCAAGAAGCAGGAAAAGCUGAAAAAGAGAGACGUGAAAAAGAGAAACUUGUUUCACAGCAGGGAUAUGAAGUCAGAAUGGAAUAUGCACAGAAAGGAAAAGCCAAGAAAGAAUCCAUUGAGAAUGAACAGAAUGAUCUUAAGACAAAGUUAUCUGAAAACAAAGGAAAACUGGAAGAAAUGAAAGCUGCCAAAGAGAGAGCCGAGUCUUUUGAGAAGGAAGCUAAAGAACAACAAGACAAAGAAUUCGAAGAGCUAGAGAAAUUGAGAACUGCAGAAGAGAACCUCAAGAAAUCAGAAGAUGCAUUCUCUAAAUUGGAUAUUGAUGGGAAUGGAAUGGUUUCUGUCUCUGAAUUCGUCUCAAGUACCUUGACUUCUGAUGAGGCUACUGAAGAAAAGAUUAAAGAGAAGUUCUCGGGCGAGGAACAAAUCGAUAAACUCAAACUGUAUGAGCUAUGGCCAACUAUUAACGAUUUGUUUAUUGAAAAGCCUGUGGAAGACAUUAAGAACGAACAACCGAAAGACGAACAAGCGGAAGUAAAGGAAGAGAGUGAGGCAGACGAGCGCAAGGUUACUGAUUUCCCAGGAGAAGAUCACGGCGAAGAUGAUGAUCAUGAUGACAACGAUGAUGAUGAGCUUGGAGAAACCACGCAGCCAUCGCCGUUUCCACCUCCGUCUGAAGCAGAGGCUAAAGGAGAAUCCCCAAAAGACAAACCUGAGUACAGUGAAGAAACUAAAAGACUUAUAUCAAUUGCUGAUCAAGCCAGGAAGGAAUUUUCUGAAAUCGAAUCUGAGAUUAGCAGCCUGGAGUCAAAAAUAUCAAACAAUGACAAGCUCCUUUCCAUUGAUUUUGGUCCAAACAACGAGUUCUUGGCGCUUUACGGAGAAUGUUUUGAAUACGACGACAGAGAAUAUACAUACAAGCUGUGCCCAUUCAACAGCGCAACGCAGUCCUCGAAGUCAGGUGGAUCUGAUACUAGCUUAGGAUCUUGGGGUGAGUGGCACGGCUCUCCAGAUCUCUACACCAAAAUGAAAUAUAAAGAUGGCUUGUCGUGUUGGAAUGGACCAAACCGCUCCGCCGAUAUCACGGUCAGCUGUGGAGCGAAAAACGAGAUAGUUUCAGUUUCGGAGCCGAAUAGAUGCGAAUAUGUAAUGGAGUUCAAAACACCAGCCAUUUGUAAUGACCCUGCUCACGAACAGCAUCAGCAUGAAGAACUAUAGGAAAUAAUUUUUAAGUAUAAGAGUAUUAAAUUCAAAACAUCCUUUUCGUUAUUA
Rhopilema esculentum is the source of this 1742-nucleotide messenger RNA. RefSeq names its product glucosidase 2 subunit beta. NCBI's taxonomy places the organism in Eukaryota, Metazoa, Cnidaria, Scyphozoa, Rhizostomeae, Rhizostomatidae. Gene Ontology annotation, molecular function: protein binding; calcium ion binding. Gene Ontology annotation, biological process: N-glycan processing. The record is from RefSeq and is a predicted model, not a curated record. Gene Ontology annotation, cellular component: glucosidase II complex.